This is a messenger RNA of Choloepus didactylus (southern two-toed sloth), 34004 nucleotides long. RefSeq names its product mucin 5AC, oligomeric mucus/gel-forming (gene MUC5AC). Bases 1 to 33396 code for a protein of 11131 amino acids. NCBI's taxonomy places the organism in Eukaryota, Metazoa, Chordata, Mammalia, Pilosa, Megalonychidae. The record is from RefSeq and is a predicted model, not a curated record. The transcript is spliced from 114 exons. Gene Ontology annotation, cellular component: extracellular matrix. Gene Ontology annotation, molecular function: protein binding.
AUGGGUGCCCGCCGCAGGGAGCUGGUCCUGCUCUGGGCCUUGGCUCUCACCCUGGCCUGUGCCCAGCAUGUAGGCCAGGCCCACGACGCCUCUCCAAAGCACGGCUAUGAGGACCACCCGGACGUGCCCCCUGGCCAGCAGCAAGCAGGUGGCCCCCUCUUGGGGGUGACCACUGUCCCGCCCCUGAGGACAAUCCCCGUGGUUCGAGCCCUGAACCCCGCGCACAACGGCCGGGUCUGCAGCACGUGGGGCGACUUCCACUACAAGACCUUCGAUGGCGCCAUGUUCCGCUUCCCCGGGCUCUGCAACUACGUGUUCUCCUCGCACUGCCGCGCCGCCUACGAGGACUUCAACGUGCAGAUCCGCCGCAGCCCGGAGCCUGGUGCCCACACGCUCACCCACGUCACCAUGAAGCUCGACGGCCUCGUGGUGGAGCUGACCAACGGCUCCGUCCUGGUCAACAGCCACCGGGUCCGGCUGCCCUUCAGCCAGGCCGGGGUCCUCAUCGAGCGGAGCAGUGUUCACCUGAAGGUAGUGGCCAAGCUGGGCUUGCUGCUCAUGUGGAACCAGGACGGCAGCCUCCUGCUGGAGCUGGAUGACAAGUUCACCAAUCAGACCUGCGGGCUCUGCGGGGACUUCAACAGCCUCCCGGAUGUGGACGAGCUCCUCACCCACGAUGUCAAGCUGACCCCCACGGAGUUCGGGAACCUGCAGAAGCUGGACGGGCCCACGGAGCAGUGCCCGGACGCCAAACCGGCCCCGUGUCCCGGCACCUGCUCGGUGCUGGGCGGCUCCCACGUCUCCACCUUCGACGAGAAGCAGUACACGGUGCACGGCGACUGCAGCUACGUGCUGGCCAAGCCCUGCGACAGCGGCUCCUUCACCGUGCUGGGCGAGCUGCGCAGGUGUGGGCUCACGGACAGCGAGACGUGCCUCAAGAGCGUGACGCUCAGCCUCGGCGGGGGGCAGACCGUCAUCGUGAUCAAGGCCAGUGGAGAAGCGUUCGUGAACCAGAUCUACACCCAGCUGCCCAUCUCGGCAGCCAACGUGACCAUCUUCAGACCCUCGACCUUCUUUGUCAUCGCCCACACUAACCUGGGCCUGCAGCUGGAGGUGCAGCUCGUGCCCACGAUGCAGGCCUUCGUGCGGCUGGAGCCCGAGCUCCGGGGGCUCACGUGCGGCCUCUGCGGGAACUUCAACCAGAACCAGGCCGACGACUUCCGGACCAUCAGCGGGCUGGUGGAGGGCACGGGCACCGCCUUCGCCAACACCUGGAAGACCCAGGCCGCCUGCCCCAACGUCAAGAACAGCUUCGAGGACCCCUGCUCCCUCAGCGUGGAGAACGAGAAGUACGCUCAGCACUGGUGCUCCCGGCUGGCAGACCCGAAGGGCCCCUUUGCCCAGUGCCAUGAUGCUGUGAACCCUGACACUUACUACUCGAACUGCCUGUUCGACACCUGCAACUGCGAGAGGAGCGAGGACUGCCUGUGCGCCACGCUCUCCGCUUACGUGCGCGCCUGCGCCGCCAGGGGCGUCCUGCUCAGCGGCUGGAGGGACGGCGUCUGCACGAAUUCCACGCUCAGCUGCCCCAAGACGCUGACCUACCAGGAGCACAUCGACACCUGCCAGCCCACCUGCCGCUCGCUGAGCGAGGAGGACGUCACCUGCAGCAUCGGCUUCAUCCCCGUGGACGGCUGCACCUGCGCCAAGGGCACCUACCUGGACGAGUCGGGCAAGUGUGUGCCGGCCUCCAGCUGCCCCUGCUACUAUCAUGGCUCGGUGGUCCUCAAUGGAGAGACCCUGCACAACAGUGGGGCCAUCUGCACCUGCACCCGUGGUGAGCUGACCUGCAUCGGAGGUGAAGAGACCGACCCAGUUUGUGCUGACCCCAUGGUCUACUUCGACUGCCGGAACGCCACGGCUGGGGCCACUGGGGCCGGCUGCCAGAAGAGCUGCCACACCCUGGACAUGGCCUGCUACAGCCCCCAGUGUGUCCCUGGCUGCGUGUGUCCUGAUGAGCUGGUGUCGGAUGGCAAGGGUGGCUGCAUCGCUGCGGCCGACUGUCCCUGCGUGCACAACGAGGCCAGCUACGAGGCUGGACAGACCAUCCAGGUCGACUGUAACACCUGCACCUGUAAGAACAGGAUGUGGCACUGCACGGACGAGCCCUGCCUGGCCACGUGCACUGUGUACGGGGACGGCCACUACCUCACCUUCGAUGGGCAGCGCUACAGCUUCAGCGGGGACUGCGAGUACACCUUGGUGCAGGACCACUGUGGUGGCAGCGGCAGCCCCCAGGACUCCUUCCAUGUCGUCACAGAGAACGUUCCUUGUGGUACCACAGGGACCACCUGCUCCAAGGCCAUCAAGAUCUUCCUGGGGAGCUACGAGCUGAAGCUGAGCGACGGGCAGGUCGAGGUGGUCGAGAAGGGGGCUGGGCAGCAGGCGCCCUACAGCCUCCGCCAGAUGGGCAUCUACCUGGUGGUGGACACUGACGCUGGCCUGGUGCUCCUGUGGGACAAGAAGACCAGCAUCUUCAUCAAGCUCAGCCCCGCGUUCAAGGGCAAGGUCUGCGGGCUGUGCGGGAACUUCGACGACAACGCCGCCAAUGACUUCACCACGCGGAGCCGGUCCGUGGUGGGGGACGUGCUGGAGUUCGGCAACAGCUGGAAGUUCUCCCCGACCUGCCCCGACGCGCUUGCCCCCAGAGACCCCUGCAGUGCCAAUCCCUACCGCAAGUCCUGGGCCCAGAAGCAGUGCAGCAUCAUCAACAGCAGCCCCUUCGCCGCCUGCCGGGCCCAGGUGGAGCCCACCAAGUACUACGAGGCCUGCGUGAGCGACGCGUGUGCGUGCGACUCCGGGGGCGACUGCGAGUGCUUCUGCACGGCCGUGGCCGCCUACGCCCAGGCCUGUCGCGACGUGGGCGUGUGCGUCACCUGGAGGACCCCGGACAUCUGCCCCCUGUUCUGUGACUUCUACAAUCCCAAAGGAAUUUGUGAGUGGCACUACCAGCCCUGCGGGACGCCCUGCCUGAAAACCUGCCGGAACCCCAGCGGGAAGUGUCUCCAUGAGGUCCACAGCCUGGAAGGGUGCUACCCCAAGUGCCCACCUGAGGCUCCCAUCUUUGAUGAGGACACAAUGCAAUGUGUGGCUGAAUGCCCAACCGUGCCUCCACACUGCCUCGUCCACGGAAAAGAAUACCAGCCAGGUGCCCCUGUGCCCUCUGCUGAGAACUGCCAGUCCUGCGUCUGCACUGAGAACGGAGUGCGGUGCGUCCAUGACACCAAGGCCUGCAACUGCACCUACGACGGGCAGCAGUUCCAUCCCGGGGACGUCAUCUAUGACACCACAGACGGCAUGGGGGGCUGCAUCUCUGCCCGCUGUGGGACCAACGGCACCAUCGAGAGGAGGGUCUCGGCCUGUGACCUCACCACACCUGCACCCCCAACCACCUUUACUGCACAUGCUUCACACCCGCCCUCCCCAACCUCAUCCCCACCUACCACAACUAGCCCGGGCUGUGGGCAGGUGUGCCGAUGGUCCCCAUGGCUGGAUGUUAGCCAUCCAGGACAGGGACCUGACAGUGGGGAUUUUGACACACUGGAGAACCUACGAGCCCACGGGUACCGAGUGUGCAAAGCCCCCAGGGCGGUAGAGUGUCGAGCUGAGGACACCCCUGACAUGCCACUUCGAGCCUUGAAGCAGCGAGUCAAGUGCAGCACAGCCGUGGGGCUCAUCUGCUACAACAGGGACCAGAUGUCUGGGCUCUGUGACAACUACCAAAUCCGGAUUCAGUGUUGCACCCCAGAGUACCUCAACACCUGUCCCAGGUACGCAGACACCUGUCCCAGGUACCUCAACAUCAGUUUCAGGAACCAUGACACCUGUCCCAGGUACCUUGACACCUAUCUCAGGUACCCAGACACCUGUCCCAGGUACCCCAACACCUGUCAAAACAACUCUCUCAACCCCCAGUCCAUCGCCAGUGCUGACAACACUUAUGCCAUCUUCUUCUGGGUCCACCACAGCACGAGGAACCUGGACACACACAGUCCUUCAACCACUACCACUGGUUCUUCAACCAUUACCACUAGUCCUUCAACCACCACUGCUGGUCCUUCAACCAUUACCACCAGUCCUUCAACCAUCACCACUGGUCCUUCAGCCACCACCACUGGUCCUUCAACCAUUACCACCAGUCCUUCAACCACCACCACUGGUCCUUCAACCACCACCACUGGUCCUUCAACCAUUACCACCAGUCCUUCAACCACCACCACUGGUCCUUCAACCAUUAUCACCAGUCCUUCAACCACCACCACUGGUCCUUCAGCCACCACCACUGGUCCUUCAACCAUUACCACCAGUCCUUCAACCGCCACCACUGGUCCUUCAACCACCACCACUGGUCCUUCAACCAUUACCACCAGUCCUUCAGCCACCACCACCGGUCCUUCAACCAUUACCACCAGUCCUUCAACCACCACCACUGGUCCUUCAACCACCACCACCGGUCCUUCAACCAUUACCACCGGUACUUCAACCACCACCACCGGUCCUUCAACCAUUACCACCGGUCCUUCAACCACCACCACCGGUCCUUCAACCACCACCCUUGGCCCUUCUAGCACCCCAACCCCUGUUCCUCUAACUACGACCACCUCUGUGUCUCUAUCCACACGUUCUCCACCUGAAACCACAGUCAGUGUCCCAGGACCCAGCAUCUCUGUUCCUGCACCUGGGACAACACCCUGCCAGCCACGGUGUUCAUGGACCAAGUGGUUCGAUGUGGACUUCCCAUCCCCCGGGCCGCAUGGUGGAGACCUGGAAACCUACAGCAACAUCAUCAGGAGAGGGGAGAAGAUAUGCCGCCAACCCGAGGUGAUCACGCGGCUGGAAUGCCGGGCUGAGAACCACCCCGAGGUCAGCAUCCGUCAGCUGGGGCAGGUGGUGGAGUGCAACCGGGACGUGGGUCUGGUGUGCCGGAACCAAGACCAGGUGGGCAAAUUCAAGAUGUGCCUCAACUACAAGGUCCGGGUGCUGUGCUGCGAGCCCCAGGAAGGCUGUCCGGUGACCGGUGUGACAAUCCUGCCCAUCUCAACUGAGACUGUCACCAGCCAGACUACAUCUACCAAGUCUGAGACCACAACCUCCAACUCUGGUCCUUCAACCACCACCACUGGUCCUUCAGCCAUUACCACCAGUCCUUCAACCACCACCACUGGUCCUUCAACCACCACCACUGGUCCUUCAACCAUUACCACCAGUCCUUCAACCACCACCACUGGUCCUUCAGCCAUUACCACCAGUCCUUCAACCACCACCACUGGUCCUUCAACCACCACCCUUGGCCCUUCUAGCACCCCAACCCCUGUUCCUCUAACUACGACCACCUCUGUGUCUCUAUCCACACGUUCUCCACCUGAAACCACAGUCAGUGUCCCAGGACCCAGCAUCUCUGUUCCUGCACCUGGGACAACACCCUGCCAGCCACGGUGUUCAUGGACCAGGUGGUUCGAUGUGGACUUCCCAUCCCCUGGGCCGCAUGGUGGAGACCUGGAAACCUACAGCAACAUCAUCAGGAGAGGGGAGAAGAUAUGCCGCCAACCCGAGGUGAUCACGCAGCUGGAAUGCCAGGCUGAGAACCACCCCGAGGUCAGCAUCCGUCAGCUUGGGCAGGUGGUGGAGUGCAACCGGGACGUGGGUCUGGUGUGCCGGAACCAAGACCAGGUGGGCAAAUUCAAGAUGUGCCUCAACUACAAGGUCCGGGUGCUGUGCUGCGAGCCCCAGGAAGGCUGUCCGGUGACCGGUGUGACAAUCCUGCCCAUCUCAACUGAGACUGUUACCAGCCAGACUACAUCUACCAAGUCUGAGACCACAACCUCCACCUCUGGUCCUUCAACCACCACCACUGGUCCUUCAGCCAUUACCACCAGUCCUUCAACCACCACCACUGGUCCUUCAACCACCACCACUGGUCCUUCAACCAUUACCACCAGUCCUUCAACCACCACCACUGGUCCUUCAGCCAUUACCACCAGUCCUUCAACCACCACCACUGGUCCUUCAACCACCACCCUUGGCCCUUCUAGCACCCCAACCCCUGUUCCUCUAACUACGACCACCUCUGUGUCUCUAUCCACACGUUCUCCACCUGAAACCACAGUCAGUGUCCCAGGACCCAGCAUCUCUGUUCCUGCACCUGGGACAACACCCUGCCAGCCACGGUGUUCAUGGACCAAGUGGUUCGAUGUGGACUUCCCAUCCCCUGGGCCGCACGGUGGAGACCUGGAAACCUACAGCAACAUCAUCAGGAGAGGUGAGAAGAUAUGCCGCCAACCCGAGGUGAUCACGCAGCUGGAAUGCCAGGCUGAGAACCACCCCGAGGUCAGCAUCCGUCAGCUUGGGCAGGUGGUGGAGUGCAACCGGGACGUGGGUCUGGUGUGCCGGAACCAAGACCAGGUGGGCAAAUUCAAGAUGUGCCUCAACUACAAGGUCCGGGUGCUGUGCUGCGAGCCCCAGGAAGGCUGUCCGGUGACCGGUGUGACAAUCCCGCCCAUCUCAACUGAGACUGUCACCAGCCAGACUACAUCUACCAAGUCUGAGACCACAACCUCCACCUCUGGUCCUUCAACCACCACCACUGGUCCUUCAGCCAUUACCACCACCACUGGUCCUUCAACCACCACCACUGGUCCUUCAACCACCACCACUGGUCCUUCAACCAUUACCACCAGUCCUUCAACCACCACCACUGGUCCUUCAACCACCACCCUUGGCCCUUCUAGCACCCCAACCCCUGUUCCUCUAACUACGACCACCUCUGUGUCUCUAUCCACACGUUCUCCACCUGAAACCACAGCCAGUGUCCCAGGACCCAGCAUCUCUGUUCCUGCACCUGGGACAACACCCUGCCAGCCACGGUGUUCAUGGACCAAGUGGUUCGAUGUGGACUUCCCAUCCCCCGGGCCGCAUGGUGGAGACCUGGAAACCUACAGCAACAUUAUCAGGAGAGGGGAGAAGAUAUGCCACCAACCCGAGGUGAUCACGCGGCUGGAAUGCCGGGCUGAGAACCACCCCGAGGUCAGCAUCCGUCAGCUGGGGCAGGUGGUGGAGUGCAACCGGGACGUGGGUCUGGUGUGCCGGAACCAAGACCAGGUGGGCAAAUUCAAGAUGUGCCUCAACUACAAGGUCCGGGUGCUGUGCUGCGAGCCCCAGGAAGGCUGUCCGGUGACCGGUGUGACAAUCCUGCCCAUCUCAACUGAGACUGUCACCAGCCAGACUACAUCUACCAAGUCUGAGACCACAACCUCCACCUCUGGUCCUUCAACCACCACCACUGGUCCUUCAGCCAUUACCACCACCACUGGUCCUUCAACCACCACCACUGGUCCUUCAACCAUUACCACCAGUCCUUCAACCACCACCACUGGUCCUUCAACCACCACCCUUGGCCCUUCUAGCACCCCAACCCCUGUUCCUCUAACUACGACCACCUCUGUGUCUCUAUCCACACGUUCUCCACCUGAAACCACAGCCAGUGUCCCAGGACCCAGCAUCUCUGUUCCUGCACCUGGGACAACACCCUGCCAGCCACGGUGUUCAUGGACCAAGUGGUUCGAUGUGGACUUCCCAUCCCCCGGGCCGCAUGGUGGAGACCUGGAAACCUACAGCAACAUCAUCAGGAGAGGGGAGAAGAUAUGCCGCCAACCCGAGGUGAUCACGCGGCUGGAAUGCCGGGCUGAGAACCACCCCGAGGUCAGCAUCCGUCAGCUGGGGCAGGUGGUGGAGUGCAACCGGGACGUGGGUCUGGUGUGCCGGAACCAAGACCAGGUGGGCAAAUUCAAGAUGUGCCUCAACUACAAGGUCCGGGUGCUGUGCUGCGAGCCCCAGGAAGGCUGUCCGGUGACCGGUGUGACAAUCCUGCCCAUCUCAACUGAGACUGUCACCAGCCAGACUACAUCUACCAAGUCUGAGACCACAACCUCCACCUCUGGUCCUUCAACCACCACCACUGGUCCUUCAGCCAUUACCACCAGUCCUUCAACCACCACCACUGGUCCUUCAACCACCACCACUGGUCCUUCAACCAUUACCACCAGUCCUUCAACCACCACCACUGGUCCUUCAGCCAUUACCACCAGUCCUUCAACCACCACCACUGGUCCUUCAACCACCACCCUUGGCCCUUCUAGCACCCCAACCCCUGUUCCUCUAACUACGACCACCUCUGUGUCUCUAUCCACACGUUCUCCACCUGAAACCACGGUCAGUGUCCCAGGACCCAGCAUCUCUGUUCCUGCACCUGGGACAACACCCUGCCAGCCACGGUGUUCAUGGACCAAGUGGUUCGAUGUGGACUUCCCAUCCCCUGGGCCGCACGGUGGAGACCUGGAAACCUACAGCAACAUCAUCAGGAGAGGUGAGAAGAUAUGCCGCCAACCCGAGGUGAUCACGCAGCUGGAAUGCCAGGCUGAGAACCACCCCGAGGUCAGCAUCCGUCAGCUUGGGCAGGUGGUGGAGUGCAACCGGGACGUGGGUCUGGUGUGCCGGAACCAAGACCAGGUGGGCAAAUUCAAGAUGUGCCUCAACUACAAGGUCCGGGUGCUGUGCUGCGAGCCCCAGGAAGGCUGUCCGGUGACCGGUGUGACAAUCCCGCCCAUCUCAACUGAGACUGUCACCAGCCAGACUACAUCUACCAAGUCUGAGACCACAACCUCCACCUCUGGUCCUUCAACCACCACCACUGGUCCUUCAGCCAUUACCACCACCACUGGUCCUUCAACCACCACCACUGGUCCUUCAACCACCACCACUGGUCCUUCAACCAUUACCACCAGUCCUUCAACCACCACCACUGGUCCUUCAACCACCACCCUUGGCCCUUCUAGCACCCCAACCCCUGUUCCUCUAACUACGACCACCUCUGUGUCUCUAUCCACACGUUCUCCACCUGAAACCACAGCCAGUGUCCCAGGACCCAGCAUCUCUGUUCCUGCACCUGGGACAACACCCUGCCAGCCACGGUGUUCAUGGACCAAGUGGUUCAAUGUGGACUUCCCAUCCCCCGGGCCGCAUGGUGGAGACUUGGAAACCUACAGCAACAUCAUCAGGAGAGGGGAGAAGAUAUGCCGCCAACCCGAGGUGAUCACGCGGCUGGAAUGCCGGGCUGAGAACCACCCCGAGGUCAGCAUCCGUCAGCUGGGGCAGGUGGUGGAGUGCAACCGGGACGUGGGUCUGGUGUGCCGGAACCAAGACCAGGUGGGCAAAUUCAAGAUGUGCCUCAACUACAAGGUCCGGGUGCUGUGCUGCGAGCCCCAGGAAGGCUGUCCGGUGACCGGUGUGACAAUCCUGCCCAUCUCAACUGAGACUGUCACCAGCCAGACUACAUCUACCAAGUCUGAGACCACAACCUCCACCUCUGGUCCUUCAACCACCACCACUGGUCCUUCAGCCAUUACCACCACCACUGGUCCUUCAACCACCACCACUGGUCCUUCAACCACCACCACUGGUCCUUCAACCAUUACCACCAGUCCUUCAACCACCACCACUGGUCCUUCAACCACCACCCUUGGCCCUUCUAGCACCCCAACCCCUGUUCCUCUAACUACGACCACCUCUGUGUCUCUAUCCACACGUUCUCCACCUGAAACCACAGCCAGUGUCCCAGGACCCAGCAUCUCUGUUCCUGCACCUGGGACAACACCCUGCCAGCCACGGUGUUCAUGGACCAAGUGGUUCGAUGUGGACUUCCCAUCCCCCGGGCCGCAUGGUGGAGACCUGGAAACCUACAGCAACAUCAUCAGGAGAGGGGAGAGGAUAUGCCGCCAAAGCGAGGUGAUCACGCGGCUGGAAUGCCGGGCUGAGAACCACCCCGAGGUCAACAUCCGUCAGCUGGGGCAGGUGGUGGAGUGCAACCGGGACGUGGGUCUGGUGUGCCGGAACCAAGACCAGGUGGGCAAAUUCAAGAUGUGCCUCAACUACGAGGUCCGCGUGCUGUGCUGCGAGCCCCAGGAAGGCUGUCCGGUGACCGGUGUGACAAUCCUGCCCAUCUCAACUGAGACUGUCACCAGCCAGACUACAUCUAUCAAGUCUGAGACCACAAUCUCUACCACCGGUCCUUCAACCAUUACCACCAGUUCUUCAACCACCACCAUUGGUCCUUCAGCCACCACCCUUGGCCCUUCUAGCACCCCAACCCCUGCUCCUGUAACUACGACCUCCUCUUUGUCUCUAUCCACAAGUUCUCCACCUGAAACCACAGUCAGUGUCCCAGGAACCAGCACCUCUGUUCCUGCACCUGGGACGACCCACUCCCCACCUGUGACUCCUGACUGCCAGCUACAGUGUUCAUGGACCAAGUGGUUCGAUGUGGACUUCCCAUCUCCUGGGCCCCAUGGUGGAGAUGUGGAAACCUAUAGCAACAUCGUCAGGAGAGGGGAGAAGGUAUGCCGCCAACCCGAGGCGAUCACGCGGCUGGAAUGCCGGGCUGAGAACCAUCCUGAGGUCAGCAUCGAUCAGCUGGGGCAGGUGGUGGAAUGCAACCCGGACAUGGGUCUGGUGUGCCGGAACCAAGACCAAGUGGACAGAUUCAAGAUGUGCCUCAACUAUGAGGUCCGGGUGCUGUGCUGCGAGCCCCGGGAAGGCUGUCCGCCGCCUUCUUUGACCCCUGUGACUCUUCCCUCAUUCGUAUCCCCUCAAGAACCCACCCCCGUUUCUACUAUCAAAUCCACCUCGGUCUGCUACUGCCUCGUGUCUGACCAUCUCUACCCUGCCGGAGCCAUCAUAUACAGCCAGAUGGACCGCAGCAGCCACUGCUAUUAUGCCAUAUGCAGUCACAACUGUCAAGUGAUCAGGCACGCUGACAAGGACUGCCCCCUCACCAGUCCACCGCCCACCUCAGUCACAACCCCUCCAGCCACGUCUGUGUCCUACUCUCACACCUCAGUGCCCCGUGGAUGCCCAGACGCGGCUCCCCCCAGAACGAAGGGUGAAACGUGGACCAUGCACAACUGCACACAGGCCACCUGUCAGGGUGACAACGUCAUCACCCUGAGCCCGCAGAAGUGCCCACAAGUGGAGAAGCCGACCUGUGCCAAUGGCUACCCAGCUGUGCAGGUGGAUGAUGAGGAUGGCUGCUGCACCCAGUACAAGUGCCAAUGUGUCUGCAGCGGUUGGGGCGACCCUCACUACAUCACUUUUGACGGCACGUACUACACCUUCCUGGACAACUGCACCUACGUGCUGGUGCAGCAGAUUGUCCCAGUGUACGGACAUUUUCGCGUGCUUAUUGACAAUUACUUCUGUGACUCUGAAGAUGGGCUAUCUUGCCCGCAGUCCAUCAUCAUCGAGUACCAGCAGGAUCGGGUCGUGCUGACCCGCAGGCCAGUCGAUGGGGUGAUGACCAAUGAGAUCAUCUUCGACAACAAGGUGGUCAGUCCUGGCUUCACUAAAAACGGCAUCAUCACCUCCAAGCUUGGCAUCAACAUGUAUGUGACCAUUCCCAAGAUCGGCGUCCAGGUCAUGUUCAGUGGCCUCAUCUUCUCGGUGAAGGUGCCUUUCAGCAAAUUCAAUAACAACACCGAGGGGCAGUGCGGCACCUGCAGCAAUGACCAGAAGGAUGAUUGUCGCCUGCCCGGGGGCAAGGUGGCUGCCUCCUGCUCCGACAUGUCUGGCCACUGGAAGCACAGUUGGGCCUACAAGCCCACCCACCCAAUGCCCACCUUCGCCAAUCUGCCAGCUGAUUCUGAGCAACUCCAGGCGGAGCAGGUGGCGAGAGCUACUGGGCUGUCACAUGCAGGGCUUGGGCCAGGGCUGCCCAGGCGGCUCUCUGCCUGCUCACAAGCUGUCACCCUCGGCACAGGCCCCAAAGCACAGCCAGGCAGGGUCUUCGAGGCGUGCCACGACGUGAUCCCCCCGCGGCCCUACUAUGAGGGCUGCCUCUUCGACCAGUGCCACAUGAUGGACCCACAGGUGGUGUGCUCUGCUCUGGAGCUGUACGCGUCCCUCUGCCUGUCCGAGGGUGUCUGCAUCGACUGGAGGGGCCGGACCAACAACACCUGCCGUGAGUGUCCCCAGCCCGGCCACCAGCUCGUCCUUGGCCCUGCCCUGUCCAGGUGGGCCGUGGACACCUCCGGGGAAGGGGCGGCGCCCACGCCUUCACCUGCCCUGCCGGCAAGGAGUACCUGCCCUGCGGCCCGGUGGACCCCCCCCUACUGCUACGGGAGCGACAACACCAGCCUCCUGGUCCUCCAGAAGGCCGGCACCACCACAGAAGGCUGCUUCUGCCCAGAUGGCAUGAUGCUGUUCAGCUCCAGCGUGGAAGUCUGUGUACCUGCCAGCUGCCCGAACUGCCUGGGCCCCAAUGGAGAGCUGGUGGAGCCGGGCCACACCGUCAGCUCCCAGUGUCAGAAGUGCACCUGCGACAGGGACACACGGACGAUGACCUGCUGGACGCCAGCCUGCCCGCUGCCCCCCGCCUGCUCUGGGCAGGGCCUUAUACUCCAGUUCACACCCCUACAGCCGGGCGAGUGCUGUCCCCAGCACAGCUGCGUCUGCAACACCAGCUACUGCCCCCAGCUCAAGGAUGCCUGCCCCAAAGGCUCCCACCUGGUCGUCACCCACAAGGAGGGCAGCUGCUGCCCCAGCUACACAUGCAGCCCUGGCUGCAGCAUCAACAGCACUUUCUACCAGCUGGGGGGCUCUGAGCCCCACAGACCCCCCGUGCUGGCCUCCCACCAGGGCCAGGGAGCUGAGCCUCUGCCUGGUGCUGUGGUCUCCUCGGAUCCGUGCAGAACAUGCUGGUGUGAGGCAGACGGCAGCCCUCUGUCAGACAUCUACAUGGUGAAGUGUGAGGAGCAGAUCUGUGACCACCAAUGCCCUGCCGGCUCUGAGUACCAGGUGCAGAGUGGGCAGUGCUGCGGCAGGUGUGUGCAGGUGGCCUGCAUCCUCAAGACUGGCAACAGCUCCAUCCAGCUCCUCUACCCCGGUGAGUCCUGGUCAGGGGACCGCUGUGUGACCCAUGAGUGUGAGAAGUACGGGGACAGACUCUCAGUGGUGACUAUCAAGAAAGCGUGUCCCACCCUCCGCUGCCCUCAGGACCAGGCCAAGCUGAGCAAGGAUGGCUGCUGCCUGUUCUGUCCCCAUCAAAACCAAUCAACCUGUGCCGUACACCACAAGCAUGAGGUUAUCCGGCAGCAUGACUGCAGCUCCCUGGAGCCUGUGCGCCUCACCUACUGUGGGGGCAACUGCGGAGACACAGCCUCCAAGUUCUCCUUUGAGGCCAACACGAUGAAGCACCAGUGCCGGUGCUGCCAGGAGCUGCGGACAUCAGAGAGGAACGUGACCCUGCACUGCCCAGACGGCUCUAGCCGGGCCCUCAGCUACCCCCUGGUGGAGGAGUGCAGCUGCGUGGACCUGCGGUGCAGCCCCGAGGCCCCGCCUCCCCAGCAACUGACCGGCUCCGGGCCCCAGGACUCUCGGCAGCCUCACUCCGGGACACAUGGACCAGAACGUGGCACCGGUGGCUCCUUGGUCCAUUCGCAGAGUCCCCAGGUCCCCGAGGCCCAUCCACCCACCAGCCCAGGAGGGCUGAGGCUGCAGAGGGGAAGGGGCCGCCCAGGGUCUCGGGGACAUGGUGCCCCCAAGAGGAGGUGCCACCUACGGCCCUCCCUGCCCAAUGGGCACACAGUGCUCCUCGCCCCACGUCCCCUGCUCCCACUGGGGCCCCUGGUUCAGAGGGACCAGCCCAAUGGCAGCUUCACGGAUUUGAAGUGCCGGCCGGCGGGCAGGCCCCGUCCCGCCCCUCCUGGGCCGCGCUCUCCCGACGCUGCUGACCCGGCCAGCGGGCGGACUCUGAGCAGCCCCCCCAGCGGAUCGGGUGUCCGGCGGCUGCCUCUUCCUCUGCAGCCCUGGCCAGGUUAUGCAAGCCGCAGUUUCCGGAAAGAGCCAGAAAGCUGGGUGUGGCCCUCCAGCCUCUUGGCACCCGUCGGGCCACUGGGCCCACAGGGAGAGCCUGGCCUGGGCGAAGGUCCCACUUCUGAGGCCCUGCAUGGGGGAGCCACAAACUUGCCCUGGUCUGAUGGGGAGGGGGUGCCCAGCCUCAUGCUUGGGGGCCCCAAGUCUGAGGACAGCUUCUCCCCAGACAGGGAGCACAGAGACUCCAGGAAGGGGAGCGAGAUGGACGGAGAUGAGGCGUCUGGGGAGUGCAACUCAGUAGGCAGCGAGGGGUCCCAGCCCCUCCUGAACUCUCCAGGCCUGGCCCCCCACCCCGGCUCCAGCCCGGGGAGAAGGCUCCGUGUGUGCGCUCAGAGCCAGGGACCGGGGUCCAGGCUGGUCUUGGAGCACACAGGGGCCUCAGCUCUGAGCCCACGGGCGCAGGGAGCUCUGCAGGCAGAGGGCUGGACACAGCGUCCUCGGGGCCUCCGGCCAGGAGUGGAGCCCGGAGCAGGUGACCAAGGAGGCUGCGUGUCCAGCCAGGCCUCGGGGAUGGCUCAGGACACUGGGCUUGGGUCGGGGCAGCGGGAAAGCAGUGGGAUUGGAUGCCAGAGACGCGGCCCCUGCCCUGGGGGAUGCCUGGUGGCCAGGGUGGCUUGUGGGGCAGGCGAGAGAAUAGCGGGCACAGCUUGGCCGGGGCCACCGGACAUGGAAACCCCAACAGAACCAGUGGACACCUCAACAGGGGCUUCUCCAGCCCCUCCCAUGGCACCAGAGACUGUGGCUCGGGGUUACCCAUCUGGGGGAGCAUGCAUGCCCUUGAUGGGGUCCUCGGGGCACCGCGUUCGAGAGGCAAACCACAAUGGGCAGGCCCUGCCCGUGCCGCAGCUGGCCAGCCCUGGCAGUGAGGGGUUUCCGGGGACAGGGCAGGGCCCCCAGGCCUCGGGUCAGGGGCAAAGGGCAGAGGGCCUGCAGCUGGGGCUGGGGGCUUCCCACCCACUCGCACAAGAGGACAACGAGCAAGACUCAGCAAGGAGACGACUUGCUCGUGCUGGGGGGCAGAGGACAGAGAGGGGCCCGUUGAACAUUCGCCAGCAGCUCCACGGAAAGGCCGUCCGGUGUUUGGUGCAAAACCGACACCGCGUCCUGCCGAGAGCUCAGGUCAUCUGGCGUGGUGGGCCCGCGUCCUCGCUGCAGCGUCCAGUCCCCAACUCUGGGCCUGGGGACACCAAGUCCGGCCCGGCAGUGGCUGAGCUGGUUUCUCACACGCCAUUGCUGGAGAGACCGGGUCGCUGUCUGCACGUCUGCGUGUCUGUACGUCUGCCUGCCUGCACAUCUGCAUGUCUGCGUGUCUGCGCGUCUGGCCGUCUGCACGUCUGCGUGUCUGUGCAUCUGCCCACCUGCACGUCUGUGUGUCUGCGUGUCUGUGCGUCUGCCUGCCUGCACAUCUGCAUGUCUGUGUGUCUGCGCGUCUGCCCGUCUGCACGUCUGCGUGUCUGUGCAUCUGCCCACCUGCACGUCUGUGUGUCUGCGUGUCUGUACGUCUGCCCGCCUGCACGUCUGUGUGUCUGCGUGUCUGUACGUCUGCCCACCUGCACAUCUGUGUGUCUGCGUGUCUAUACGUCUUCCCGCCUGCGUGUCUGUGUGUCUGUGCGUCUGCCCGCCUGCACGUCUGUGUGUCUGCGUGUCUGUACGUCUGCCCGCCUGCACGUCUGUGUGUCUGUGUGUGCACGGCAGCCGUGCCGCCUCUGGCCUGACGGCAGUUGUGGACAUGGGGCCCUGCUGCUCCCGGCCGGUGCCUUGUCCCCGACUCUUCCCACAGUAGCUGCCACACCCCAGACGGGCCCCAUCGGCCGGGGCUCCCCCGCUGCCCCCGCCUGCGUCCCGGCCCCGGUCCUCCUGGGUGGCUCCCCCUUCCCCGCCCCAGCGGCCCCUGGCCUCGCCCCUCCCGCUGGAGCUCCCAGCUGGGGGGUCAGACGACCCCACACGUCCCGCCCGCUGUGCCCCGUCACCGGCCUGUCCCGACCGGAGGAGGCAGGGGGCCCGCGGGGCCGCAGGAGAGGGCGGGGGGCGAGUCGAGUCACGCAGGCCUGGGGACGGGCCUCUCGGGCCGGCGGCCCCCGAGCCCCUGGGCGGUUCCUGGAGCGAAGGGGGGGCCUGUUUGCCGGGGUCACCGGUGACCCCGGUGGUGACCCGGCCCCACCGCGCCUGUUUGCUCGCAGCCGGGACCGCUCGGCACGGCCGCCUCUAAUCCUGAGCAAACGCGGCCGGGGGCUGCCGGCCCACGCCCUGCCCACAUCCUCCUCCCGCCCCACCGCCCGCCCUGCUCCCCCUCGCCCCGGGGGGCCCUUCCGGGUCCAGCUGGGGCGCUGGGGGCCCCUGCCCGGCCUCCUCCCAGCCCAUUCUCUGAAUCACGGCCGGCACCAGAGCUCUCCGGGGAACGACGGUGUCGCAGACGACAGAGCAGGGCCCUCGUCACCCGCGCCCGCAGCCCAGGCCUCCGAUGUCCCCACAGUCCUGUCCCAGCCCAGGAGCCAGUCGGGGCCACCUGCUGCCCUUGGCCCGUCCCCCGGGUCCAUCCUCAGGCCCCCGUGGGGCAGCCCGGCCUUUCUGAGGGCACCGGCCGGCCGGGGGCUGCCUGCCCCUCCUCGUGCCCCCAGGGAGGCCCUGCCGAUCGGGCCGGCGCUGGGGCGUGGACUCUCGCCGCCUGGCCGAGGGGGUGGCCCAUCCGGUGAGGUGACCGCGGCCCCCGAGUCUGUGUGCGUGGGGCUGUGGGCGUCCUGUGCGUCCAUCACUGCAGGAGGAGCGCUCACGUCUCUGUGCCUUGCCGCAUCCCUGGUUUAUGGUGUCCUGGGGGUCGGUGCCCCCCGCUUGGUGGCUGGGGUGCUCAGGCGGAGACUGACCCACCACCCCAGGACACAUCCGGCCCUGCCUUGGCGGCCCGACCCUACCCACAGCCAGGCUGUGGUGGUCCCAACUGCCCACCUGUGCGUCUCGGCACAGACCACAGGCCGGGGGUCUGGGGGCUCCACCACCUGUUCCCCCUGGACAGCAGCCCGGCCCCCCGAGUGUGGCCCUGAUGUCGGGGGAUGCCCGGUGGCCACCCCUGCCCCGGACCCCGGCCUGGAGCCGCCCCUCAUCCGCUCGAGCCAUGCCCGCUGGGGGCCCUGCCCGGGUGGGGAGGGGGCAGCCGCCGGGCCCACGGGGCCACUGGCGAGCCCUGGGGAGCCUUCGACCCCGGAAACGGCCAAGCGGCAGCAGACGUGGUGCCCAAGUCUGUGCCACCAACACCAGCAGGACACGGGGACCAGCUCCCGGCGGGCCCUGGGGGUCAGGAGAUGCCACUGGAGGCUCCGGGUGGGGCAGCAGCCACCCCAGCCCAUCGGCCUGCGUGUGUCGGGCAGCGCACGUCCAGGGACAGCACACCCGGCCCACGGAGCCCCAGGGUGCAGGAGAGCACUGGACGUGUGCCGACGGACUAGGCCAGGCUCCCAGGAGGGGCUCGAGCCCGGGGCUGUGGGGGCUGCAGGAGGUGGACCCGGUGGUCCACGGACCCUGCCUUCCGGAGCCAUCUACAGAGGGGCCGCCCCCUUCCCCCCAGGCCCCGGCAAGAUGACCCCUCUCCCCUCGGACUCUCAGAAGCUGCUGGGCGGCCCCAGGAUGGGUGCCAGGAGCGGGAGCCGGGCCCUGGCGGGGGUCCUCGUGGCGCUGCUCGUGGCGCGGGCGGAGACCCAGCGCAGCCUGGAGCCGAGCUGGGAGAGCACAGCAGCCACCAUCGACAGUCAGAGGGUGAAGGGCGCGCGCCAGAUACCCUUGCCCAGUGGACGCCUGACCUUCAUCCCACCGGUCACCGUCUCCCCCAGCGUGAGCCCCCUGAACCCCGCGCACAACGGCCGGGUCUGCAGCACGUGGGGCGACUUCCACUACAAGACCUUCGACGGCGCCGUGUUCCGCUUCCCCGGGCUCUGCAACUACGUCUUCUCCGCGCACUGCCGCGCCGCCUACGAGGACUUCAACGUGCAGAUCCGCCGCGGCCUGGCGGGGCCCAGGCCCACCAUCAGCCGCGUGCUGCUCAGGGCCGACGGGCUGGUGCUAGAGCUCGCCCGGGGCGCGGUGCAAGUCAAUGGGCAGCGGGAGGAGCUGCCCUACAGCCGCGCAGGGGUCCUGGUGGAGCGCAGCGGCUCCUACCUCAAGGUCACCAUCCGGCUGGUCCUGACCUUCACCUGGAAUGGGGAGGACAGCGCCCUGCUGGAGCUGGACCCCAAGUACGCCAACCAGACGUGCGGCCUGUGCGGGGACUUCAAUGGGCUCCCGGCCAACGAGCUCUACGUCAACAGCAUCAGGCUGACUCCGCUGCAGUUCGGGAACCUGCAGAAGCUGGACGGGCCCACGGAGCAGUGCCAGGACCCGCUGCCCGCCCCAGCCAGCAACUGCACGGACGAGGAGGACGUCUGCCGCCGCACCCUGCUCGGCCCGGCCUUCGCCCAGUGCAACGAGCUGGUGGACGCCGGCGCCUACGUAGCCGCCUGCACCCAGGAACUUUGCCGCUGCCCCACUUGCCCAUGCGCCACAUUUGCCGAGUACUCGCGCCAGUGCGCCCACGCUGGGGGCCAGCCGCAGAACUGGAGGAGUCCCGACCUCUGCCCCCAGACGUGCCCCCCGAGCAUGCAGCACCAGGAGUGCGGCUCGCCCUGCACCGACACCUGCUCCAACCCCGAGCGCUCCCAGCUCUGCGAGGACCACUGCGAGGACGGCUGCUUCUGCCCCCCAGGCACUGUGCUGGACGACCUCACGCACUCGGGCUGUGUGCCCCAGGAGCGCUGCCCCUGCACCCACGGCGGCCGCACCUACGCCCCGGGGGCCUCUUUCACCACCAGCUGCAGCUCCUGCACCUGCUCCGGGGGCCUGUGGCGGUGCCAGGACCUCCCGUGCCCGGGCACGUGCUCGCUCAGCGGCGGCUCCCACGUCUCCACCUACGACCAGAGGCUGUACGACGUGCACGGGGACUGCGGCUACGUGCUGACCAAGAAAUGUGCUGACAACGCCCUCACGGUGCUCGUGGAGCUGCGGAAGUGCGGCCUGACGGACAACGAGAACUGCCUCAAAUCGGUGACGCUCAGCCUCAACGGGGACACGGCCAUCCGCGUCCAGGCUGGUGGGCAGGUGUUCAUGAACUCCAUCUACACCCAGCUGCCCCUGUCGGCAGCCAACGUCACCGUCUUCCAGCCCUCGUCCCACUUUGUCCUGGUGCACACGGCCAUCGGCGCACAGGUGCAGGUGCAGCUGGUGCCGCAGAUGCAGGUGUGGGUGAGGCUGGACCCCUCCUACCACGGCCAGAUGUGCGGCCUCUGCGGGAACUUCAACCAGAACCAGGCCGACGACUUCGCGGCCCUCAGUGGGCUGGUGGAGGGCACGGGCGCCGCCUUCGCCAACACCUGGAAGACCCAGGCCGCCUGCCCCAAUGCCAAGAACAGCUUCGAGGACCCCUGCUCCCUCAGCGUGGAGAACGAGAACUACGCCCAGCACUGGUGCUCGCGGCUGACUGACCCCAUGGGUGCCUUUUCGCCCUGCCAUUCCGUGGUCAACCCUGCGCCCUUCCACACGAACUGCCUGUUCGACACCUGCAACUGCGAGAGGAGCGAGGACUGCCUGUGCGCCACGCUCUCCGCUUACGUGCGCGCCUGCGCCGCCAGGGGCGUCCUGCUCAGCGGCUGGAGGGACGGCGUCUGCACCAAGUACAUGCACAACUGCCCCAAGUCCCAGAGCUACGCGUACGUGGUGGACACCUGCCCGGCCACCUGCCGCGCCCUGAGUGAGGCCAACGUGAUCUGCAGCAUCUCCUUCGUGCCCGUGGACGGCUGCACCUGCCCCGUGGGGACCUUCUUGGAUGACACCGGCACCUGCGUGCCCGCUGAGGAGUGUCCCUGCUACCUGCGCGGCUCCGUGGUGGCCCCCGGGGAGGCCGUGCAUGACAACGGCGUGGUGUGCUCGUGUGCGAGCGGGAAGCUGAGCUGCCUGGGGGCCGUGGAGCAGAAGGACCGAGGGUGUGUGCCCCCCAUGGAGUACCUGGACUGUGGGGACAGCCCGGCGGGCGUCCCCGGGGCCGAGUGCCUGCGGAGCUGCCACACGCUGGACGUGGACUGCUACAGUACCCAGUGUGUCUCCGGCUGCGUCUGCCCCCCGGGGCUGGUGGCCGAUGGCAGUGGGGGCUGCAUCUCCCAGGAGGACUGUCCCUGCGUGCACAACGAGGCCACGUACAGGCCCGGGGACACCAUCCAGGUCGACUGCAACACCUGCACGUGCAGGAACCGCCACUGGGAAUGCACCCGACAGCCCUGCAUGGGCACGUGUGUGGCCUACGGGGACGGGCACUUCAUCACCUUCGACGGCGAGCGCUACAACUUCGAGGGCAGCUGCGAGUACACCCUGGCACAGGACUACUGCGGGGCCAGUGCCAGCGCCAACAGCACCUUCCGCAUCAUCACCGAGAACAUCCCCUGCGGGACCACUGGCGUCACCUGCUCCAAGGCCAUCAAAGUCUUCCUAGGGGAUUAUGAGCUGAUCCUCAGCGAGGGGCGUGUCAAGGUGGUGGCGAGGGGGUCUGGUGGAGACCUGCCCUACAGGAUCCGCUACAUGGGCAUCUACCUGGCCAUCGAAGCCCGCAGUGGGCUGGUCCUCCUGUGGGACCACAAGACCAGCCUGCUCAUCAGGCUGCCCCAGCAUUACAAGGGCAAGGUCUGCGGGCUGUGCGGGAACUUCGACGACAACGCCGCCAACGACUUCACCACGCGGAGCCGGUCCGUGGUGGAGGACGUGCUGGAGUUCGGCAACAGCUGGAAGUUCUCCCCGACCUGCCCCGACGCGCUCGCCCCCAGAGACCCCUGCAGCGCCAACCCCUACCGCAAGUCCUGGGCCCAGAAGCAGUGCAGCAUCAUCAACAGCAGCCCCUUCGCUGCCUGCCGGGCCCAGGUCGACUCCACCAAGUACUACGAGGCCUGCGUGAGCGACGCGUGUGCGUGCGACUCCGGGGGCGACUGCGAGUGCUUCUGCACGGCCGUGGCCGCCUACGCCCAGGCCUGUCGCGACGUGGGCGUGUGCGUCACCUGGAGGACCCCGGACAUCUGCCCCCUGUUCUGCGACUACUACAACCCGGAUGGGGGGUGCGAGUGGCACUACCAGCCCUGCGGGGCGCCCUGCCUGAGGACCUGCCGGAACCCGAGUGGGCAUUGCCUCGUUGACCUGCCCGGCCUGGAAGGCUGCUACCCCAAGUGUCCACCCAACAAGCCCUUCUUCAGUGAAGACGAGAUGAAGUGCGUGGCCCAGUGCGGUUGCUAUGACCAGGACGGAAACUACUAUGACGUCGGCAGGAGGGUCCCUACUGAAGAAAACUGCCAGAGCUGUAACUGCACCGCCGACGGCAUCCAGUGCGGGCAUAGCCGCGUGGCCUGCAGGUGCUCCUAUGAGGGCAGGACCUUCAGCUACGGGGAGGUCAUCUACAACACCCCUGACGGGCUGGGCGCCUGCCUGCAGGCCAUCUGCGAGGACGGCGGGGUCAUCGCCCGGAGCACGGUGAAAUGUGGGACAUCCACCCCGCCCUUCACCUUCACCUCCACCGCAGCCCCACCCUCCACGGCAGGCUCCACCCCCACCCUCUCACCGGCCUCCCCCACGUGCGUGCGGGAAGUCUGCGGGUGGUCCGACUGGCUGGACGGUGACCAGCCGGCACCGGGGCUCGAGGACGGGGACUUUGAGACGCUUGAGAACCUCAGCCUGCAGUUUGGGACCUGCCGGGCCCCAGCAGACAUCCAGUGCCGAGCGCAGCAGUUCCCCAACACGCCCCUGGAGAAGCUGGGCCAGAAAGUGGCCUGUAGCCGGACACGGGGGCUGGUGUGUGCCAACCGCGAGCAGAGCCCCACACUCUGCCUCAACUAUGAGCUGCGGGUGCUGUGCUGUGCCUACGUGCCCUGCGGCCCCUCCCCAGAACCCGGCACCAGCCCUGGGCCUUCCCCCAGCGUCACCACCCAGCGCAGGACCACCACAGAGACCUCCGCAGCCCCCAAAUCCCUGCCCACCCCCACCCGGACCAUAUCCACAGGGAAAACAACCCUACACCCAACUGCAAGCUCCAAGGCUAUCACAGCCGAGACCCCGCAAACGCGCUCGACCCCCACCAUGGUGCCCACCACAUGGUCGAGCAGCACUGUCCCCUGCCAGCCCGUGUGCCGGUGGACACAGUGGUUUGAUGAGGAUUACCCCAAGUCGGAAGAGGCUGGGGGGGACAUCGAGUCUUACGACAAGAUCAGGAGUGCGGGAGGGGACAUUUGUGAGCAGCCCUGGGCUAUCGAGUGCCAGGCCGAGCUGUACCCCAACAGGACCCUCGAGCAGAUGGGCCAGAAAGUGCACUGUGAUGUCUCCUUCGGCCUGGUGUGCAGGAACGAGGAGCAGGAGGGCACGUUCAGGAUGUGCUACAACUACAGAAUUCGCCUUCUGUGCUGCAGCUACAGCCACUGCCAGACCAGCACCCUGACACCAGCAACUCCGAGCAGCUCAUCCACAUCCUUCACACCUGGGAGCACCUCAAAAUCAGCCCAGACUCCCCCGGUCAGCACAACGGCGGCAUCCCUCCGCUCGACGCAGUCGACACUCCGACCCACGCCUCCCAGUCCCAGCACCACGGGCCAGGGGACAACUGGCUGCCAGCCCAGGUGCGAGUGGACAGAGUGGUUUGACGUGGACUUCCCCACCUCUGGCGUCAGGGGCGGGGACAUGGAGACCUACGAGAACAUCCGGGUUGCGGGCGGGAGACUGUGCCAGGAGCCACAGCAGAUCGAGUGCAGGGCGGAGAACUACCCUGAGGUGAGCAUCGACCAGAUCGGGCAGGUGGUGAGCUGCAGCCUGCGGGACGGGCUGGUCUGCAGGAACGAGGACCAGAGGGGCCACUUCAACAUGUGCUUCAACUACAACGUGCGUGUGCUCUGCUGUGACGACUACAGGCACUGUAGGGCCGUGACGUCCGCUGCUCCAUCCACAGUGGCCACCACGCCCUCCACGGCCUCCAGUGCUGCAUCCACAGCCACCACUGCUCCAUCCACGGCCACCACUGCUCCAACCAUGGCUACCACAUCAUCCACGGCCACCACAUCAUCCACGGCAUCCACUGCUCCAUCCACGGCCACCACAUCAUCCACGGCCGCUACUGCUCCACCCACAGCCACCACUGCUCUAACCACAGCCACCACUGCUCCAUCCACGGCAUCUACUGCUCCAUCCACAGUGGCCACCACGCCCUCCACGGCCACCACUGCUCCAACCACGGCCAUCAGUGCUCCAACCACGGCCAUCACUGCUCCAACCAUGGCCACCACAUCAUCCACGGCAUCCACUGCUCCAUCCACGGGCACCACAUCAUCCACAGCCACCACAUCAUCCACGGCCGCUACUGCUCCAUCCACAGUCACCACUGCUCUAACCACAGCCACCACUGCUCCAUCCACUGCCACCACUGCUCCAACCACAGCCGCCACAUCAUCCACGGCAUCCACUGCUCCAUCCAUGGCCACCACAUCAUCCACAGCUUCUACUGCUCCACUCACAGCCACCACUGCUCUAACCACAACCACCACUGUUCCAUCCACGGCAUCUACUGCUGCAUCCACGGUGGCCACCAGGCCUUCCGCGGCCACCACUGUCCUGUACACAACCACCACGUCAUCCACGGCAUCCACUGCUCCAUCCACGGGCACAACAUCAUCCACAGCCACCACAUCAUCCACGGCCACUACUGCUCCAUCCACAGCCACCACUGCUCUAACCACAGCCACCACUGCUCCAACCAUGACCACCACAUCAUCCACAGCCGCUACUGCUCUAACCACAGCCACCAUUGCUCAAUCCACAGCCACCACUGCUCCAUCCAUGGCCACCACUGCUCCAACCAUGGCCACCACUGCUCCAACCACAGCCACCACAUCAUCCAUGGCUACCACUGCUCCAUCCAUGGCCACCACAUCAUUCACAGCCACCACGGCCCCAUCCACAGCCACCACAUCAUCCACAGCCACCACUGCUCCAUCCACAGCCACCAUUGCUCUAACCACAGCCACCACUGCUCCAUCCACGGCCACCACUGCUCCAACCACGGCCACCACUGCUCCAUCCACGGCCACCACUGCUCCACCCAUGGCCACCACAUCAUCCACAGCCACCACAUCAUCCAUGGCCACCACUGCUCCAUCCAUGGCCACCACAUUGUCCACAGGCCCCACAUCAUCCACGGCUGCUGCUGCUCCAUCCACAGCCACCACUGCUGUAACCACAGCCACCACUGCUCCAACCACGGUCACCACUGCUCCAACCAUGGCCACCACAUCAUCCAUGGCAUCCACUGCUCCAUCUAUGGCCACCACAUCAUCCACGGCAUCCACUGCUUCAUCCACGGUGGCCACCAGACCUUCCACGGCCACCACUGUUCUGUACACAACCACCACGUCAUCCACGGCCACCACUGCUCCAUCCACAGCCACCACAUCAUCCACGGCUGCUACUGCUCCAUCCACAGCCACCACUGCUCUAACCACGGCCAUCACUGCUCCAACCACGGCCACCACUGCUCCAACCAUGGCCACCACAUCAUCCACGGCAUCCACUGCUCCAUCUACGGCCACCACAUCAUCCACAGCAUCCACUGCUCCAUCCACAGCCACCACAUCAUCCACAGCUUCUACUGCUCCACCCACAGCCACCGCUGCUCUAACCACAGCCACCACUGCUCCAUCCACGGCAUCCACUGCUGCAUCCACGGUGGCCACCAGGCCUUCCACGGCCACCACUGUCCUGUACACAACCACCACGUCAUCCACGGCCACCACUGCUCCAUCCACAGCCACCACAUCAUCCACGGCUGCUACUGCUCCAUCCACAGCCACCACUGCUCUAACCACGGCCAUCACUGCUCCAACCACGGCCACCACUGCUCCAACCAUGGCCACCACAUCAUCCACGGCAUCCACUGCUCCAUCUACGGCCACCACAUCAUCCACAGCAUCCACUGCUCCAUCCACAGCCACCACUGCUCCAACCAUGGCCACCACUGCUCCAACCACAGCCACCACAUCAUCCGUGGCAUCCACUGCUCCAUCUAUGGCCACCACAUCAUCCAUGGCAUCCACUGCUCCAUCCACGGCCACCACAUCAUCCACAGCUUCUACUGCUCCACCCACAGCCACCGCUGCUCUAACCACAGCCACCACUGCUCCAUCCACGGCAUCCACUGCUGCAUCCACGGUGGCCACCAGGCCUUCCACGGCCACCACUGUCCUGUACACAACCACCACGUCAUCCACGGCCGCCACUGCUCCAUCCAUGGCCACCACAUUGUCCACGGCCACCACAUCAUCCACGGCUGCUACUGCUCCACCCACAGCCACCACUGCUCCAACCACGGCCACCACUGCUCCAUCCACGACAUCCACUGCUCCAACCACGGCCACCGCUGCUCCAUCCAUGGCCACCACAUCAUCCACAGCCACCACAUCAUCCACGGCUGCCACUGCUCCAUCCACAGCCACCACUGCUCCAACCAUGGCCACCACUGCUCCAACCACAGCCACCACAUCAUCCGUGGCAUCCACUGCUCCAUCUAUGGCCACCACAUCAUCCAUGGCAUCCACUGCUCCAUCCACGGCCACCACAUCAUCCACAGCUUCUACUGCUCCACCCACAGCCACCGCUGCUCUAACCACAGCCACCACUGCUCCAUCCACGGUGGCCACCAGGCCUUCCACGGCCACCACUGUCCUGUACACAACCACCACAUCAUCCACAGCCAACAGUGCUCCAUCUACAGCUGCCACCAGGCCAUCUAUGGCAUCCACUGUCCCAUCCACGGCCACCACCAGGGCAUCCACAGCCAGCACACCACCCAUAGCAGGAUCCACAGCAACCACCCCACCCUCCAGGGCACCUACCACUCCAUCCUGGGUGGCCACAGUGCCUCCCAAAGCUACCACUGUCCCAUCCACAAUGGCCACCAGGUCAACCACUGCAGCCACUAAUAGACUUCAUUCAUCCAGCCUCCCAGGGACCUCAACUUUGGCCACCACACAGAUUUACCCCCUAUCACCUAGUACUACCAAGAAAGUCUCCACCCCCAAUACAGAGACCAGCCCAUUUUCACCCAGGACCACUGAGGUCUCGGUCUCCAGUCCCUCUGGCCCCCCAACCUCCCACACCCUUCACACAUCUCCUCAGCCCACCCCUGGGACCCCAACAACCACUGCCCAGUUGGCCUCAUCCGCCAUGUCCCCUACGCCCUCCCUGGCCAGCUCACCCAUAACUACGACUCCAAUGUCUUGGGGCAUGAGGCCCACCUUUGGGACCACUCUCUCCUCCAGCCCCCCGACCACCAAGGGCUGUAAACCACGGUGCGUGUGGACAGACUGGUUUGAUGAAGACUACCCUCUCCCCACGCCCAGUGGUGGAGACUUUGAGACCUACUCAGUCCUGCGCUCGGCCGGCCACGUCUUCUGUGCGAGCCCCGUGGACAUCCAGUGCCGCUCCGAGAGGGAGCCGGACAAACCCCUGGCCGACAUCGGGCAGGUGGUGCACUGCAACGUGAGCUUCGGGCUGGUGUGCCGGAACCAGGAGCAGCCCAGGUUCUCUAGGUACUGCCACAACUACCAAGUGCGCGUGCUCUGCUGUGACGACUACAGCCACUGUGGGACCACAACGGCCUCCCCCUCCUCCGCCACUGCCCCCCAGGGGACGACUCUGACGACAACCCUCACACCCCCCGCGGUGACCUCCGGGGCCACUGCACUCACCCGCUCCCCAUCCCCAGGCUCCACCAUUACACACACGGCGGUGUCCACCGCGUGCCAGCCCCGCUGUGCCUGGACCGACUGGAUGGACAGUGACCGGCCCCAGCCCGGCCGCUUUGGGGGAGAUGUCGAGACCUACUACAGCAUCGUGCAGGCGGGUGGACAGCUGUGUGCAGCUCCUGUGUCCAUCGAGUGCGCAGCCACCCUGUUCCCGGGCGUGCCCCUGGCGCAGCUGGGGCAGGUGGUGCAGUGCAACGUGGACUACGGGCUCAUCUGCAGGAACCGCUGGCAACAGCGGGGCCAGACCUGCCACAACUACCAAGUGCGCGUGCUCUGCUGUGACGACUACAGCCAGUGCAGGACACCGGCCACCUCCACGCCCACACCCACCAGCACCCAGACCCAGUCCCCAACGGUCCAGGGAACCUCGACCACAGCCACCCCACAGACCCUCACCACAUCACCUGUGACUACAGAAGGGAGCUCCAUCCCCACCACGCAGACUCAAGUCUCAUCCUUGGGAACCACAGAAGGGGUCUCCACCCCCACCAAGACCCUUGCCACAUCACCCGGUACCACAGAGAGGAGCUCAGUUCCCACCACUAAGACCCUCACCAUGUCUACAGGGAGCACUGGGGGGUUCUCACUCCCCAGCACACAGCCAGGGCCCUCAUCACCUGGGACCACUGAGGUCUCAGUCUCCAGUCCCUCUGGCCCCCCAACCUCCCACACCCUUCACACAUCUCCUCAGCCCACCCCUGGGACCCCAACAACCACUUCCCAGUUGGCCUCGUCCACCAUGUUCCCUACGCCCUCCCUGGCCAGCUCACCCGUAACCACAACUCCAACGUCUGGGGGCACGAGGCCCACCUUUGGGACCACCCUCUCCUCCAGCCCCCCGACCACCACGGGCUGUGAACCACAGUGCGUGUGGACACGCUGGUUCGAUGAAAACUACCCCCUCCCCACGCCCAGUGGUGGAGACUUUGAGACCUACUCAGUCCUGCGCUCGGCCGGCCACGUCUUCUGUGCGAGCCCCGUGGACAUCCAGUGCCGCUCCGAGAGGGAGCCGGACAAACCCCUGGCCAACAUCGGGCAGGUGGUGCACUGCAACGUGAGCUUCGGGCUGGUGUGCCGGAACCAGGAGCAGCCCAGGUUCUCCAGGUACUGCCGCAACUACCAAGUGCGCGUGCUCUGCUGUGACGACUACAGCCACUGUGGGACCACGACGGCCUCCCCCUCCUCCACCACUGCCCUCCAGGGGACAACUCUGACGACAACCCUCACACCCCCUGAGGUGACCUCCGGGGCCACUGCACUCACCCGCUCCCCGUCCCCAGGCUCCACCAUUACACACACGGCGGUGUCCACCGCGUGCCAGCCCCGCUGUGCCUGGACCGACUGGUUUGACGAGAGCUACCCAAUGCCGGGGUCCACCGGAGGAGACUUUGAGACCUAUGCCAACAUCCGGGCAGCCGGGGGGGCCCUCUGCAAGGAGCCCUUGGACCUGGAGUGCCGGGCCGAGCUCUGGCCCAAUACCCCCCUCGAGGAGCUGGGGCAGGUGGUGCGGUGCAGCCGGGAUGAGGGCCUGGUGUGCAGGAACAGGGACCAGGUGGGGCCCUUCAGAGUCUGCUACAACUACCACAUCCGGGUGCUCUGCUGCAGCUCCGGCCACUGCCCGCCGACCACGGCCACCACCACAGUGGCCCCCACAGGGAUGAGCCCCGAGCAGAGCACCAUGCUGGCCACCAGCACCACGGCCCUCCCCCCAUCCACCCCCAGACCCACGGCCACCAGCACAGCACCGACCGUGACCCCCACUGGGUGCCAGCCCACCUGCUACUGGACCGACUGGAUGGACAGUGACCGGCCCCAGCCUGGCCGCUUUGGGGGAGACAUCGAGACCUACUACAGCAUCGUGCAGGCGGGUGGACGGCUGUGUGCAGCUCCUGUGUCCAUCGAGUGCGCAGCCACCCUCUUCCCGGGCGUGCCCCUGGCGCAGCUGGGGCAGGUGGUGCAGUGCAACGUGGACUACGGGCUCAUCUGCAGGAACCACUGGCAACAGUGGGGCCGGACCUGCCACAACUACCAAGUGCGCGUGCUCUGCUGUGACGACUACAGCCAGUGCGGGACACCGGCCACCUCCACGCCCACACCCACCAGCACCCAGACCCAGUCCCCAACAGUCCCGGGAACCUCGACCACAGCCACCCCACAGACCCUCACUGCGUCACCUGGGACUACAGAAGGGAGCUCCAUCCCCACCACGCAGACUCAAGUCUCAUCAUUGGGGACCACAGAAGGGGUCUCCACCCCCACCAAGACCCUCGCCACAUCACCCGGUACCACAGAGAGGAGCUCAAUUCCCACCACUAAGACCCGCAGCACGUCACCUGGGACUACAGAAGGGAGCUCCAUCCCCGCCACGCAGACACAGGUCUCAUCAUUGGGGACCACAGAAGGGGGCUCCACCACCACAACACAGACACAACGUACAUCACCCAGGACUGCCAGGGUGGUUUCCACCCCCACCAAGACCCUCGCCACAUCACCCGGUACCACAGAGAGGAGCUCAAUCCCCACCACUAAGACCCUCACCACGUCACCUGGGACCACAAAAAGGGGCUCCACCCCCACCACACAGACCCUCAUCACGUCACCUGUGACUAUAGAAGGGAGCUCCAUCCCCACCACGCAGACACAAGUCUUAUCAUUGGGGACCACAGAAGGGAGCUUCACCACCACAACACAGACACAAGGGACAUCACCCAGGACUGCCAGGGUGGUCUCCACCCCCACCAAGACCCUCGCCACAUCACCUGGUACCACAGAGAGGAGCUCAAUCCCCACCACUAAGACCCUCACCAUGUCACCUGUGACUACCGAAGGGAGCUCCAUCCCCACCACGCAGACAUAUGCCACAUCACCCAGGACCACCAAGGUGGGCUCCAUCCCCACCACGCAGACACAAGUCUCAUCAUUGGGGACCACAGAAGGGGGCUCCAUCCCCACCAAGACCCUCGCCACAUCACCCGGUACCACAGAGAGGCGCUCAAUCCCCACCACUAAGACCCUCACCACGUCACCUGUGACUACAGAAGGGCGCUCCAUCCCCACCACACAGACACAAGGGACAUCACCCAGGACCACCAAGGUGGGCUCCAUCCCCACCAUACAGACACAAACCACGUCUUUCAGGACCACUGAAGGGAGCUCCACCGCCACAACGCAGACACAAGGGACAUCACCCAGGACUGCCAGGGUGGUCUCCACCCCUACCAAGACCCUCGCCACAUCAUCCAGUACCACAGAGAGGAGCUCAAUUCCCACCACUAAGACCCUCACCACGUCACCUGGGACUACAAAAGGGAGCUCCAUCCCCACCACGCAGACUCAAGCCACGGAAGAGGCCUCCACCGCCACCUCACAGACCCAUGCCACAUCACCCAGUACCACAGAGAGGGUCUCUGUCCCCACCAAGCAGGCCCAUACCACGUCUACAGGGAGCACUGGGGGGUUCUCACUCCCCAGCACACAGCCAGGACCCGGGACCACUGAGGUCUCGGUCUCUAGUCCCUCUGGCCCCCCAACCUCCCACACCCUUCACACAUCUCCUCAGCCCACCCCUGGGACCCCAACAACCACUGCCCAGUUGGCCUCAUCCACCAUGUCCCCUACGCCCUCCCUGGCCAGCUCACCCGUAACCACAACUCCAACGUCUGGGGGCAUGAGGCCCACUUUUGGGACCACCCUGUCCUCCAGCCCCCCACAGUCUGGCACCACCCCGACCACCUCAGCCAUGUUGCCCACCACAGGCUGUAAACCACGGUGCGUGUGGACAGACUGGUUUGAUGAAGACUACCCCAUCCCUGUGUCCAGUGGUGGAGACUUUGAGACCUACUCAGUCCUGCGCUCGGCCGGCCACGUCUUCUGUGCGAGCCCCGUGGACAUCCAGUGCCGCUCCGAGAGGGAGCCGGACAAACCCCUGGCCGACAUCGGGCAGGUGGUGCACUGCAACGUGAGCUUCGGGCUGGUGUGCCGGAACCAGGAGCAGCCCGGGCCCAUCAAGUACUGCCACAACUACCAUGUGCGCGUGCUCUGCUGUGACAACUACAGCCAGUGCCCCAGGUCCACCCUCUUGCCUACUUCCCUUCCUACCACUCAGCACCCACACACAACUGCAGCGCCUCCCAUCAGCCAGUCAACCUCCAGCGUGUCCACCGUGUCCACGUCUCCCCUCACUACUCUCCAGUCCACCUCAGUCCCCAGCUCAACCUUCUUCAUUACACCCUGUUUUUGCCAGGCAUUUGGAGAACUGUUCUCUCCAGGGGACAUUGUGUACAAUAAAACUGAUGGAGCCGGCUGCCACUUCUACGCUGUUUGCAAUAAGCACUGUGAGAUUGACCGCUUCCCGGGCACCUGCUCCACUGCCUCCCCACCCGCCUCCUCUGCGGCCCCAUCCGUCCCCACGCCUCCCCCAGGAUGUUCUAACGUCAUCCCUCCGCGACAGGUGAACGAGUCCUGGACCCUGGAGAACUGCAUGGUGGCCAGGUGUGAAGGUGACAACCACGUCGUCCUGCUGGAGCCGAAGCCUGUGGCCAACGUCACCUGUGUGAACGAGCAUCUUCCCAUCAAAGUGUGGAACACAAGCAAUCCCUGUGACUACCACUAUGAGUGUGAAUGCUCCUGCAGCGUCUGGGGAGAGUCUCAUUACUCCACGUUCGACGGCACCUCCUACUCCUUCCGGGACGAAUGCACCCACGUGCUGGUGAGGGAGAUCCACCCGCGCCGCGGGAACCUGAGCAUCCUCCUGGACAGCCACUACUGCGGGGCCACCACUGCCCCCCACUGCCCCCGCGCCGUGCUCAUCUCCCACGAGUCCGCGGAGAUCACCCUCACCACCUCCAACAGCAGCGGGACGCUGGAGGGCCUGGUCCUGUUCAACCAAGAGCCGGUGGGCCAGGGCUUCAGCAAGGACGGCGUGACCGUGUCCGUGUCGGCGGGUGCGGCCAUGGCCGUGGACAUCCCCGCCAUCGGCGCUCACGUGUCCUUCAACGGGCACGUCUUCCAGGCCCGGCUGGCCUACAGCCAGUUCAGCCACAACACCGAGGGCCAGUGCGGCACCUGCACCAACAGCCGGACAGACGACUGUCGCCGGCCAGACGGCAGCGUGGCCCCCACCUGCCAGAUCAUGGCUGCGUCCUGGCUGGUCCCUGAUGGCAGCAGGGAGGGCUGCACGGCCCCGACCCGCCCGCCCCCGACGGCCAGCCCCCUGCCGCCAGCAGCCACCACGCCCACCCCCAGCGCCUGCCCGCCCGCGCCCCUCUGCCAGCUGAUUCUGAGCCCGGUCUUCGCGGAGUGCCACGGCCUAGUCCCGCCCGCUCCGUACUUCAGCGCCUGUGUCAGCGACAGCUGCCGGGACGGCCACCCCAGGGUGCCCUGCCAGAGCCUGGAGGCCUACGCCGCGCUGUGCCGCACCCGGGGCGCCUGCAGUGCCUGGAGGAACGCCACGGGGGGGCUCUGUGACCUCCCCUGCCCGCCGGACAAGGUGUACAAGCCGUGCGGCCCCCUGCAGCCCAGGACGUGUGACUUCAGGAGCCAAAGCCCGCGGGCCGAGGGGCUGGCGGAGGGCUGCUUCUGCCCCGACAACAUGGUCCUGUUCAACGACUAUACGGGCGUCUGCCUGCCCCAGUGUGGCUGCGUGGGACCAGACGGGUUUCCCAAACACGCGGGAGAGCGUUGGCGCAGCAGCUGCCUGGAGUGCGUCUGCGACGAGCGCACCGUGUCGGUGCAGUGCCAGCCCGUGCGGUGCCCAGGCCAGCACACGCCGCCCACGUGCGGGCCGGGGCAGGAGCUGAGCCGCACCCAGGAGCAGGGCGUCUGCUGCCCCACCUUCGUCUGCCGACCUAAGCUGUGUACCUACAACGGGACCGUCUACGGGGUGGGCGCCACCUUCCCGUCCACCACACCCUGCCACACCUGCACCUGCCUGCCCGGGCUCAGCCCCAACACCCAGGAUCCAACCGUGCAGUGUGAGGAGGACACCUGCAACACUGUCUGCCCCCAGGGCUCCGAGUACGCGAGGGCGCCGGGCCGGUGCUGCGGGGAGUGCGUGCCCACCUCCUGCCUGGCGCCCGACGGCCAGCACGUCCAGCCCAACGCCACCUGGGUGGACGGCCGCGGGGACAACUGCACCGAGUACCGCUGCGAGGCCGCCGACGGGCUGCACGUGCUGGUCCCGCGCCCGGCGUCCUGCCCCGACGCGACCGGCUGCCGGGGCAUCCUCAGGAAAACCGGCUGUUGCUACUCCUGUGAGGAAGUGGACGACUGCCAAGUCCGCGUCAACAGAACGGUCCUGCAGAGCCGCGGCUGCGCCACCGAGGCCGCAAUCAAUGUCACCUUCUGUGAAGGCUCCUGCCCGGGAGAGUCCAGGUACUCCAUGGCCGCCCAGGCCAUGCAGCAUCGCUGCACCUGCUGUCAGGAGACACGGUCCCAUGUGGAGGCGGUGACGAUGCGGUGUCCAGAUGGCACUGAGAUCCAGCACACCUACACCCACGUGGACGAGUGUGCCUGCACAGCCUCCUGUAUCCCCGCCUCAGCCCCCGCCGCUCCCCAGGAGACCCUGCAGUUCCCCGUCUAGCGGGCAUCGCUGUCUGAAGCCCUCUGCCCGCCCCCUUCCCACGCUCCCUCCCAACCUGGAGCCAGAACCUGCCUUCCCAACAUGGGCCUGCUCCACUGAGAGCACCUUAACCUACUGUGGCUCCCACUGUCCCGCCUGCCCUCUGCUGGCUGCGGCCGUGAAGCUGGUGUCUGGGAGGUUCGGCUUGAGGAGGGGUUGGGUGGGACCUCACCCCUCCCCUGAGAUGCCGGCGACCCUCCUGCCCUGGCCUCGCCCCUUCCAGCUGCCAGAGGGGCGCCUCUGGGCAAACUUGAACGUGCAGCCCCUGCCUGGCUGCACCCACUGCAGGCCUGGGUGUCCCCAGCCAACUGCCAAGCCCCGUGGAGCCCGGCGUCCCCUGUGGCUGCCUCCACACGGGAGGGCAGACUGAGGCCGUCCAUGCCAGGUGCUGUCACCGAGGAGCGGUGUCUCUGCGACGGGGCUGCCCUAAUCCCCUCUGGGCUGCUGCUUGCUGCAGGGGAGCCCGGGGCCAGGAAGGCCGAGGGGCCAGGCCAGAGGGAGGCUGCUCCCCUAGCACCCCUCUCUCCACCAGCCCCGAUUUUGUAAAUAAAGCCUCAGCAUCUCAGACA